Molecule: messenger RNA, 4123 nt
Organism: Trichomycterus rosablanca
Lineage: Eukaryota; Metazoa; Chordata; Actinopteri; Siluriformes; Trichomycteridae
Gene: ece2b
Product: endothelin converting enzyme 2b
Exons: 19
Coding region: 243-2540 (765 amino acids)
Biological process (GO): protein processing
Cellular component (GO): plasma membrane
Molecular function (GO): metalloendopeptidase activity
Source: RefSeq, a predicted model, not a curated record
CAGGAGAAGAGGAGAAAACCAAACCAGCUGCCUUCUGAUAGGUACUGACAACACGCCUGCAUUCUGGAUCUGAACUGAGCUUGAAUAAGGAGCACAAACAUGCGUUCUGCACGUUUCUUUUAGCUGAGUUUGGUAGAAGACAUGGCUUAGCACGCCGGCCAGUGAAGCCGCAUGCAUGCAGAGGUGGAGGGUGAAGCGCUCCUCGCCCGCUCGCUUCUUCUCCCCGGAUCUGUGUCUGCACCAUGAGUGUAGCUCUGCAGGAUCUGCGCAAUAACAUGUCUAACUACAAGCGUGCAACUUUUGAGGAGGAGGAGGGGACGGACAUUCCAGCCGAUGGAACCGUCUCUCCUGACAGCGUAGAGGUGGGUUUUCGGAAAGGUGGGAUCCAGCUGUUCGGUGGAUUGGGACGGAGGACUCAGUUGGAGAUGGUGCUAGCUGCUCUGCUCAUUGCAUCUCUAUUAGCACUGUUUGCAUGUGUCAUUACUUUGGGAGUUCAUUUCAACAGAGAUCCAUCAUGUGGUCUGUGUCUGACAGAGGCAUGUGUCACAGUAUCUAGCAAGAUAGUCGAGGCUCUAGACCGCACGGUCGACCCCUGUCAAGAUUUCUACCAGUAUGCAUGUGGUGGUUGGAUCCGCAAAAACCCACUUCCUGAUGGACGCUCACGCUGGAGCACCUUUAACAGCAUCUGGGAUCAGAAUCAGGCCAUGCUUAAACAUCUGCUAGAAAACGGCACCUUCAACUCAAGCAGUGAAGCGGAGAAGAAAGCUCAGUUUUACUACUUGUCAUGUCUGAAUGAACAGCGCAUCGAGGAGCUGGGAGCCCAACCACUCAUCGACCUCAUUGCUAAGACUGGAGGUUGGAACAUUACCGAACCCUGGGACAAGGAUAACUUCAUGGAGGUGCUGAAGACAGUGUCAGGUCCAUACAGAGCUCAGCCAUUCUUCACUGUGGGGGUCAGCGUGGACCCCAAAAACUCCAACAGCAAUGUCAUUCAGGUUGACCAAUCAGGGCUCUUCCUUCCAUCCCGGGACUAUUACCUCAAUAAGACUAAUGAAAAGGUUUUGAAGGCAUAUCUGGACUACAUGGUUGAACUGGGCUUAUUACUGGGAGGAGAAAAAAACUCCACUCAGAGCCAGAUGCAGCAGAUUCUGGACUUUGAGACGGCGCUUGCCAAUAUCACUGUUCCCCAGGAUGAGCGCAGGGACGAGGAGAAAAUCUAUCAUAAAAUCACCAUUGCUGAGCUACAGGCACUGGCUCCUGCUGUGGAUUGGUUGGACUACCUUACUGCUACUCUUUCACCCCUGGAAUUGAAUGACACGGAGCCUGUGGUUGUGUAUGCCAAGGAAUACCUGCAGCAGGUGUCAGACCUCAUCAACAAGACUGAUCACAAUCUGCUAAAUAACUACAUGAUUUGGAAUCUGGUGCAAAAAGGAGCAUCUAGCCUCGAUCAGCGCUUUGAAAAUGCCCAGGAUAAGCUACUGGAAAGUCUCUACGGCACCAAAAAAUCGUGUACUCCUCGUUGGCAAACGUGCAUUGGGAACACUGAUGAUACUCUAGGUUUUGCUCUGGGUGCGCUUUUUGUUAAAGCCACCUUUGACAAGCACAGCAAAGAAAUUGCAGAGGGAAUGAUCAAUGAGAUUCGAACUGCUUUUAAAGACGCACUGGACAACCUCAACUGGAUGGACGAUCAGACACGACAAGCUGCCAAGGAUAAGGCUGAUGCCAUCUAUGACAUGAUCGGUUUUCCAGACUUCAUCCUGGAUCCUAAAGAUCUUGAUGAUGUAUAUGAUGGCUACGAAGUGACAGAUGAUAACUUCUUCCAGAACAUGCUCAACUUCUACAAUUUCUCUGCAAGAGUGAUGGCAGACCAACUGCGCAAGCCUCCAAACAAGGAUCAAUGGAGCAUGACGCCACCUACUGUAAACGCGUACUACAUGCCCACCAAGAAUGGAAUCGUCUUUCCUGCUGGAAUCCUCCAGGCCCCAUUCUAUGCCCGUGACCACCCCAAAGCGCUGAAUUUCGGAGGCAUCGGUGUGGUUAUGGGACAUGAGCUUACCCAUGCUUUUGAUGACCAGGGCAGAGAGUAUGACAAAGAUGGGAAUCUCAGACCGUGGUGGCAGAAUUCCUCAGUGGAGGCGUUUAAGAACCGAACUGAGUGUAUGGUGGAUCAGUACUCUCAGUACACCAUCAAUGGAGAGCAUAUUAAUGGAAAACAAACCCUGGGUGAAAACAUCGCUGAUAAUGGAGGUCUAAAGGCUGCCUAUCAUGCCUACAGGUCAUGGGUUAGGAAGAACGGAGUGGAGAAAAGACUUCCAGCUGUCAAUCUGACCAAUGACCAACUCUUCUUUGUGGGGUUUGCACAGGUUUGGUGUUCAGUACGGACACCAGAAAGCGCUCAUGAGGGUUUAAUGACAGACCCUCACAGCCCACCCAAAUAUCGUGUUAUUGGGACGCUGUCCAACUCGCCCGAGUUUGCAGAGCAUUUCCAGUGCCCUCUGGGCUCACCUAUGAACUCAGGCCACCGCUGUGAGGUGUGGUAAGUGCAGGCAGGGUGCAAAUUCCACUGGCGUGCAUCACUUUGACUGGUCCGAUGGAUGGAUAAUCUUUCUCAAGCACUGGACUUUUUCUUAUUCUUUAGAUUUUUUUCUCGUAAAACGAUAUCUUGUUUGAUAUGAAGCUGAUAUUUUGAUGGUUUGAGUUGAAACGUGGAAGAUGCACAGAGUGUGAUGUGCUGGACCAGCAACUCGGUUCCUAAACUGUGCACGCCCACAAAAGCGCCCUUCCCACUGGAGCUGUCUUAUUUAUUAUUCGCUGCACUUGAACUUUAGUGGGAUACAAUGAGGAUGAAGAAAAAUCGCCUGUCAUCUUUUUUUUUUUUGGCUUGUGUGUUUUUUGUGCCACAUGUGGUGUUUACAUCUGGUCAAGUCUCGGUCUCUAGGAAGAAAAGACAAAUCGCUGCGAUGUCUCGGUGAGAGAGUGCCUCGUUCUUUUUUUUAUUUCACAGGAAACAUUUGGUUCUGUCUUUGACCUCACGGGAAGUGCCAUGCUUUUUCAAAGACCUCGCAGGAAGCAUUAGGAAAGGAAAAGGAGCUUCAUUUCAGAGCCGAGGGCAAGGAAGUGUUAUGGGGGGUAAAGAAAAUCUGUGAACUGAGAUUUCAAGAGGGUGAAAGAGGCUGUCGGUUACUUGUGAUCGGACAGCCAGUACUUGUGCCAUCCAACCUGUGUAUAUUGUCUUUAGCUUAUUUUAAUGUUGACAAAGUUAAAGUGACCUGGUUCUUAACUGCUUUUGCCAAAGAAUGUUUGGGUUUUUUCAUUUGUUUACUGUGUUAGAAUUUGUUGAAACAUUUGUUUUCGUUCCACACUGGUCACGACCUCUGAUGUUUAUCUGACCUGUGUGUGUUAGCAAAUUUGUUGUGUCUGUUUUGCCUUUGUUUGUAUAAGUUAUGCUAAAUUUGUCUCAUCUUGUUUGAACCAAAAUGAUGUUUAGUCUGCUUAGGUGAUUUAAGGUGAUUUAAACACAAUUAGAAUCUUUUUUUUAAAAAACACUAUAAAUGCCAGUUUGGCAUUUUCUUUCACCCAUGAGUACAUGGCAGUAGGUGUAUUGGCUAUUUUUUUUAUCCUGUCUGGGUUGCAGGACUAGCACUAUCAUAGCACUAUUGUUCCUCAUUGAGUUAUUCAUGGUGAAAGAAAAUGUUUACAUGCUUAGAUUUAAAAUUACACAGACUUUACACAGAAUUGCCGAAUCACCACAAUAUAGCAAAGAGUUCCAAGUUGUUUCUGAUUCAUGUGUCAUGAAGAAAAUUCUCCAUUAGCAGAAGUAUUCUCAUUUACUUUAGUUUCUUCACUCGGGUAAAGUUCAUUUUUAGGUGUCAUAUUCCUUUGUUAUAUGCUGUGAUGUUGCAUCAUUAUUUAAUUCACUAAGUGUUCAUUUCUCUGACUGACGUUUUAUGUUUAAAUGGCACUGCAGUUUAUGAGGUAAAAAAUCUUUUAAAAAUUUGUAAUAAAAGUACGUUGUUAAUGGUUCCAACAGGAUUUAUGAGAGGACGCUCUGCCCAGCCUAUAGUGCAACUUAAUGCAUAGAAAGCUAUCAAAGAAUCUCAAAUAAAAACUAUAUUAUAAAACA